UCAUACCAGUUUCCCAUCUCUUUCUCUGUUCUCUGGUUUUAUUCCUUUUUUUCUCUCUCUCUCUACUGUACUCCUAAUCACUAAACCGCCAUAACAAAACACAACUGGACCCUAUCGGAACCCGUCCAACUAAAAACCACCGGAUCUCCGGCCACAUUUUGCCUCCGGAAUGACAGAUUCCGGCAACAAUUCAAGCUCAUUAGCCUUUGAUCUCACUCUCUCUCCACUUUCUCUCUCUAAACCUCCCUUUUAAUAUUACUUAUUGUGCCUUUUUACCACCUGAUUUGAUCUCGCUUUUUCAGAUUUGCAGUAGCAGGUGUUGUUGAAAUGAGUAGGAAUCAGAAUGAGAGAAUUAGGAAUUUGGAGAGACCUGUUUCAGGAUGCUUGGGAAGAAUGGUGAAUGUUUUUGAUUUGAAUACGAGCGUAGGCGGAAACAGAUUGCUCACUGAAAAGCCACAUUAUGAAGGUAAUUCGGUGUCUAGGAGCGAAUCAGAUGUGUCAAGAUCUUGUUUAGCUGAUAAAGUGAUGGUGUCUGAGUUUGGAAAACCUCCGUCAAAUAGGAAGCCAAAGGGGACGCCUAUAAAGAUGCUUAUGGCGCAAGAAAUGUCUAAAGAAGAGGUCCCCAAGAAAGGUCCACCUAGUUUGGUUGCUAAGUUAAUGGGGCUUGAUGAUCUUCCACAGCGCGAUCAACUUAGUUCAGCUUCGUGCAGAAGCAAUGUAAGAGGAUCAAGAUCAAGAACCCAUUCUGGAUCAUUAGACGGUGAUGUUCAUCAGUGCAAAGAUGUUCCUGAAAUAUGCAAGCAAUCAUGCAAAACAUAUGGUGGUUCGCCACAAAAGGGUAGUAAAUAUAAAGAAAGCAAAAAUGAGAAAGAUAUGGCUCUCAUUCGUGAAAAGUUCAUGGAAGCGAAACGUUUAUCUAUGGAUGAGAAACUCCGACAAUCUAAACAGUUUCAAGAUGCGUUAGAGGUUUUAAGUUCCAAUAAAGAUUUAUUCCUUGAGUUUCUUCAAGAACCUGAUUCUUUAUUCUCUCAACAUCACAAUUUACAGUCGUUACCCCCACGUCCGGACUCGAAACGCAUCACGAUUCUUAAACCUUCUAAGUUGGUAGACGGUCAUACGUUACCUUGUUCAGGAACGGAAUACAGAAAACAAACGAAUGAAACGGUUUGGGAUAGAUUUAGUGGGCCCCCUAAUCAGCCAACUCGUAUCGUGGUGCUGAAACCCGACUUUGGAAGGCCACUUGAGACGAGAACCGUUUCUUCGUCUCCAUCGUUAAAAACAUCGAAUGAUGAUGGAUUUUACGGAGAUUUAGAAGACAGUGAACCAAAAGAGCGGACACCUAGCAUACCCGAAAGUUCAACUGGUCAUAGAAGAGACGAAACCCUUCUUUCUUCUGUUUUUUCCAACGGUUAUAUCGGUGAUGAGAGUUCGUUCAGUAAAUCUGAAGUUUAUUACGCAGCAGGGAAUCUGAGUGAUUCAGAGGUGAUGUCACCAACUUCACGACACUCGUGGGAGUAUAUCAACCGUUUCGGCAGCCCGUAUUCUUCUUCCUCGUUCAGUCGUGCGUCUUGUUCUCCAGAAUCGUCUGUUUGCAGGGAGGCAAAAAAACGUCUUUCCGAAAGAUGGGCGAUGAUGUCAUUAAACGGGGGCGUUCAAGAACAACGACAUGUAAGAAGAAACUCCAGUACAUUAGGAGAAAUGCUCGCCCUUUCUGACUUGAAAAAAUCGGUAGAAUCAGAGGAAAAACGUAAAAACAGUAUUGAUUUAAAUAAAAAUAAAGGUAAUGAUGCUGAUAGUAGUCCCAAAAAUUUUGUGAGGUCAAAAUCUGUUCCGGUAUCUUCUACCGAGUUCUUGAAAGGGAAAAUUGAUGAUACUAAAGAUUUGACCUCGGAAAAAAGUCAAAAAUCAUCGUUGUUUAAAGGUAACGUUUCAAGAUUAUUUUUUUCCGGGAGUAGAAAAUCCGGCAAGCAAAAAUCCCAAAAGUCUGAUGAUGACUUUCAUCAAUCUUCAAGAAACAUUGGUGAUGAUGGAUCUCAGUGCGUUAGUGGCAUAGUGAUUAAAGAUCUACCUGAGGGUUCCGGAAAUGCAAAUGAGAACCCGGACCAGCCAAGCCCUGUUUCGGUUUUGGAAUCACAGUUUGUAGAUGAUGAUCAUAAAUCAGGCUAUUCUUCCACCGCUAAACUGAAUAAAAUCGGGAUAGAUCCUAAUAAAUACAAUCUGAUCGAUAAAUCACCGCCAAUUGGAUCCAUUUCCCGAACGCUAUCAUGUGACUGCUCUGCCGUGGGGGCCGUCACUCCCGUUCCAGGUAAAACCUCGACAAAACAACCCCUGAGCCCAGAGGAAGAAGAACAAGAGUGUUUCAUGUAUGUUCAAACACUACUAUCAGCAGCCGGAAUCAGUGGUGGGGUCCAGUCAGAUUCAGUUAUCGCCAGGUGGCAUUCACCCGAAAGUCCUCUGGACCCAUCUUUGAGAGACAAGUACAUGAACCUAUCCGAUAAGGAACCACACUCCAAACAAAGACACCGAAGAUCAUUCCAAAAGCUUGUUUUCGACUGUGUGAAUGAGGCGUUGACCUUAUCAAGUGGGACCUGUAAACACGUGGGAAAGGUGCCGAUGGAGCGUGUGUGGGGCCAGAUGAAGGAAUGGAUAUCUGGGGAUGGAAGGUGUGUUUGGGAUGAAGAUGGCGGUGGUGAUGAAGACGAAGAUGGAAGCCUGGCGGUGGAGAUGGUGGCGAGAAAAGAAGUUACAGGUGAGGUUUGGAUGGAGCAUUUGAAAUUGUCAAUUGAAGAUAUAAAAAAGGAAAUAGAAGUGAAGCUGGUUGAACAACUUGUGGAUGAAUUUGUGGUAGAGUUGAUGACAGGUAGAGUGAUUUUGGCUUACACUCCAUAAUUUAUCACACUAUUAUUUGUGUAUUAUUAUUAUUAGUUUAGUAUUAUGAUGUCUUCUUGUGAGUUUCCAACAAUCAUGGUCUUUCUUGGUGUCUUAUCUGUUUAGUAAUACAAAAUAAAUAUAUUUUCAGGGUCCUUUGUGUGA
Molecule: messenger RNA, 3033 nt
Organism: Helianthus annuus (common sunflower)
Lineage: Eukaryota; Viridiplantae; Streptophyta; Magnoliopsida; Asterales; Asteraceae
Exons: 6
Coding region: 328-2889 (853 amino acids)
Source: RefSeq, a predicted model, not a curated record